AAUAAAGGGAUAUCAUGGAUUAAAAAAUUCGCUUGCCCGAACUGGUUUAAUAAACACGUGUUAUCUACAAAUAAUAAAUCUACACCGGUUUGCGAUAUCGAAUAUGUUAAGGAUCCAGGAUUUUGUACCAUAUCAUUCAUUUGACCUGCAAAUUAAAGAUAGGUUAGGUUAACAUUGUUCUGUAACUAUGGUAUUUUUACUUAUUACUUAUUAGUUAUUAAUUAAUUAGUUCUUAACGUUAAGUGUAUUUAGUAUAUUUUUUAUAUUGUCAAAGCGUGUAUCUUUACUGCCAUUUUUUAAAUUUUAAAUUUAGUGUUUAUUAUAUUAUUAUUUAUAUAAGUAAUACAUUAGUUGAAGAUUAAUCUGUGUCAGCGGUCAGUGGCUGAUGCUUACAAAAUACAAAUUCUCAAAAGCGAAAGUUUUCCUCAUUUAUUAAUAAAUAAGUUUGCUUUGAUGAUUGAGUAAUUUAUUUAUUACUCUGAUAUAAAAAUCAAGAUGAUGGGAACACUUGAGAUGGAAUCAGAAAUAGUUACAACUACUAAAAAGGGUAUUGAAAUCUUGCUAACUGAAUCAAAAAAGGUAGAAAACAAUUCAAAUAAUGUUGAAAUUGAUUCCGUGAUGAAAGAUGAUGUUGCCGUUGCUAUCGAAUCCUUAUCUAUCGUUGAUACUAUACCAGAAUAUCUCUAUGAUAAUGAUUCAAGCUCUUCAGAUGAUAUUAUACAUGAGACUAAAAAUGAAGUGAGCUCCAUUGGAAAAAAUCAAAUAGUAACUGCUACAAUUAAAGAUCCGAAAACAAUUAUGAGUCAAAUUAAAAAUCUUGAAUGUUUAUUUACAUGGUAUAUAAAACCAAAUAAUGAGAACAAUUUAAUUUUAUUGAUACAGAAUAAAUAUGGAGAAUACAACUUAAAUAUACAAUCAUCUGAGUUUACAUUAGAAAGGUAUAUAGGGAAUUUAAUUAUUUCUUAUGAAUUGUUUCAUAAGAAUGAACCCGAAUUAGCUCAAUUCAAAUUGUUGGCAAUUCAAGAUUGGCUUGAAAAUUUAGAUAAAGGAACUGAUGAGUUUUAUUUGUCUAUUAAUACCGGUCUUCAUCAUGUUGUGAAAGCUACAUUCAUUCAUAUGUUAUAUAUUACAAAUCUUACUGAAGAAUGUAAAUGGAUAUUGAAUGAUGUUGUAUUAUAUUCCCAUUUGAAUAUUAAAUCAAAAGCAACAAUUAAUGCAAUACGCGGGGCUAUAUUAACCGAGUAUGGUGCAAACAAUAUGAUCUAUUUAAAAAGAGCAUGCAGUAAUGCUAAGAGAGCAUGUGAAUUAGAUCCUACAACGUCUCAUUGGUUUUACAUUUAUUCACUUGCAUUGACAGCUAUCAGACAAUUCUUUCAUAAAUCAACUCCAAACAUAUGUGAAAUAAAUGCAAUUAAUCAAGCAUGUAUGUUGUCAAAUGGAAAAAAUGCUCUUUUCAAUUACCAACAAUUAAGUCUAUGUAGAUAUGAUACAGUUAGAAAUUAUAAUCGUGAUAAUAAUAAAAAUCAACAACAUGAAAAAUGUGUUUCUGUUGUUAAGUAA
Messenger RNA from Aphis gossypii (cotton aphid), 1560 nucleotides. RefSeq lists its product as uncharacterized. Lineage: Eukaryota; Metazoa; Arthropoda; Insecta; Hemiptera; Aphididae. The coding region runs from base 496 to 1560 and encodes 354 amino acids. The record is from RefSeq and is a predicted model, not a curated record. The transcript has 4 exons.